UACGGGUUGCAGGACUCUGAGCCUCCCCCAACCCACCCAGAAACCCUAACUUUUACUCGCUUAAUAACGAGGGUUCGGUGGCGCCGCCCUCGUUGGAACCUUCUCCCCUCUUCUCUCUCUUUUCCAGGGCUAGGGUGUCCUCCUCGAAGGUAUUCUCUUCUUCUCCUACGUGUCUUUUGCUUCGGGUGUUGAAUCCUGGUAUCGUCUCAAGCGGAGUUUGUGACUGCUUGACGGCUUGGAAUUUGAUCUUACACGGCCUUAAGUUUUGUUUGCAAAAAUGGCGGUUCCGUUGCUCGCGAAGAAGAUCGUUAAGAAGCGUGUCAAGAAGUUUAAGAGGGCCCAGAGCGACCGUAAAAUUUGCGUCAAGCCAAACUGGCGUAGGCCCAAGGGUAUUGAUUCUCGUGUGAGAAGGAAGUUCAAGGGAUGUACAUUGAUGCCCAAUAUCGGUUAUGGAUCUGACAAGAAGACCCGGCAUUACCUGCCGAACUGUUUCAAGAAGUUUGUGGUUCACAAUGUAUCUGAGCUGGACUUGCUUAUGAUGCACAACAGGACUUACUGUGCUGAAAUUGCGCACGAUGUCUCCACAAGGAAGCGCAAGGAGAUUGUAGAGCGAGCUGCACAACUGGACAUUGUUGUCACCAACAAGCUUGCUAGGCUUCGCAGCCAGGAGGAUGAGUGACCUCCUAGUUUGGGAAACUUCGAGAUUUUAUAGUUAUCCAUUAUUUGGGUUUCGGAAGCUUAAGAUUUUCUCUGUAGGAGCUAUCCUUUAGGCAGCAGAUUUGUUUUGCGGUUGUCUAUUAUUUUCAGUGAUGUGUGGACAUCAUUUCCCACCGGUGCUGAUCGUUGCUCUCACUUCUUGUUUAUGCACUCUUCUGUACCCGUCGUGAUUAGAUCAUUCUGUUGUACUCUAGUUAAGUGCAAGACAAUUCUAUUAUGCUUUUUUUAAUCUGAUUAUUUUGAAUA
This is a messenger RNA of Phoenix dactylifera (date palm), 963 nucleotides long. Its product is annotated as large ribosomal subunit protein eL32z-like. Gene Ontology annotation, cellular component: cytosolic large ribosomal subunit; ribosome. Lineage: Eukaryota; Viridiplantae; Streptophyta; Magnoliopsida; Arecales; Arecaceae. Gene Ontology annotation, molecular function: structural constituent of ribosome. The record is from RefSeq and is a predicted model, not a curated record. Gene Ontology annotation, biological process: translation.